AUGGUGAUCAAAGAGGUUUCGCAAAAUGAUGCACUAGAUCUAACUGCAUCAGAAGUGUCUUCAGAUGAAUGCGACGAGAUUAUGGAACUUUUGAAAAAUCCACCCAAAGGCCAGAAGAAAAUCGACUUAGAGGUGCCUAUCCAAGUAAAGGCGAAAUCCGGAGCUGCAAAUAACGCAAGGGCUAAACAAAAGGGAACAGGAAAGGAUAUAGUAUCGCAGUUAAAUUCACACAUGCAGUCUUCCUUGGAUAAAGAACUUGGCUUUUCAAUCAACAAGGCAUUAGCCAAAAGCGCUAGUGACGAUUUGGUGAAGUCGAAAGCCUUUCAGAUAAUUAAUCAUGACAUCGAGAGGGAACGUGCAAUUCGAGGCAUCUUAUGCGAAGAGACUGAAAUAAAUUACAGGCUACAGCAAAACGAAGAAACUAUUGAGAGAUGGAUUGCUGUCAACGUCGAUUCCAAAGUAUUAAGGCAAGGUUCAGACAACACCUCGAAAUAUGGAUUGUGGUUGGCAAAAUUAAGAAAAACACUGCAUGAGAUAGCGUCAGAAAGUAACCAGGCCAUUAGUUGUGAUAUUCUGAAUGAGAAGAUAUUAGAAUUCCCUGAAUACUGUAAAUUUAAAGCGUUCGUGCAUACGGGAUCUUGUAAAUAUGAAAUUGAUGAUGCCUUGUAUUUCUUCAAGAGGAACUGCGUACAAACAUUGAUUGAUACCCUAGAUAUACAGUUUGUUGAGAGCUACAAGGGAAAGAGAGAAUCAUUGGUAUUGAAGAAGGUGUUGGACGACCUUGGUUUUGACACAAGAUUACUCAAUGGUAAAUAUUCAAAACAAGCGUUUGAUAACAAAGCCCGAAUACCACCUCUAGGAUGUGGUCUCCAAGUGUUGAAAUUUGUGAAAAUCAUCGAGUCUGUUGAGUUUGACUUUGUUACUACACUAAAAUCCCUUAUUCUCAUGAGUCUAGAUGAGAAUUUAGAAGUUGAUACAUAUCGAUAUAACUAUAAGGGGAACAAAUAUACGGGUAGAGAGAUAGCCAUAAAGAAAAUAGAAGAAUACUGGGGGAAAUGCGAAAUGAUAAAUGGUAUACUGAUGGACCUCUUCUCUGAAAAUGUCAAGCUGUGGCAUAAAUUCAUCAACUCUAUUCAGAUAUCUUACAUGGAAGAAUUACGUUUAUUUAAAAGUAAGCUCAUAUUGAAGUUUUUGGAUGUGAAUAAAAUAAUAGAAGAUAUAUCAAUAGACCAAAACUUCCAAUCAUUUCGGAAGCCUGAGGAAGUGAUGAGGUGUGUACACAACUAUUUAAAAACCAUUAGCAAUAAGUGUCUUCCCGGAGGUAGGGAAGAAGUAAUUGAGGCAACUUACAUGAAUAUGUCGAUGAUCAAGGAAUUGAUGAUUGUUAAUGAUAGUGUACUGAAAUCUUGGAGGGUUAAUGACGAAGAAACUUAUAGAGCCACCCUCAAGAGUAUCCAUAAAAUCAAAAACAACUUUUUCCAAAAUUAUAGAGGGAGCUUCAAUUCAAAAAUCCCAGAGUGCAAAAGACUGCUGGAAUUCAUGUAUUAUGAAAUCUCCGAAAUUGAAGUUGAAGAUUUCUUUUGUUAG
Pichia kudriavzevii is the source of this 1587-nucleotide messenger RNA. RefSeq lists its product as uncharacterized. The transcript has a single exon. Bases 1 to 1587 code for a protein of 528 amino acids. NCBI's taxonomy places the organism in Eukaryota, Fungi, Ascomycota, Pichiomycetes, Pichiales, Pichiaceae. The record is from RefSeq and is a predicted model, not a curated record.